This is a messenger RNA of Lipotes vexillifer (Yangtze River dolphin), 494 nucleotides long. RefSeq names its product ribosomal protein L28 (gene RPL28). Gene Ontology annotation, biological process: translation. Gene Ontology annotation, cellular component: ribosome. NCBI's taxonomy places the organism in Eukaryota, Metazoa, Chordata, Mammalia, Artiodactyla, Lipotidae. The coding region runs from base 36 to 449 and encodes 137 amino acids. The transcript is spliced from 5 exons. The record is from RefSeq and is a predicted model, not a curated record. Gene Ontology annotation, molecular function: structural constituent of ribosome.
CGUAUCCGGCCGCCGCCACGAGAGGAGCUGCCGCCAUGUCCGCGCACCUGCAAUGGAUGGUCGUGCGAAACUGCUCCAGCUUCUUGAUCAAGAGGAAUAAGCAGACGUACAGCACCGAACCCAAUAACCUGAAGGCCCGCAACUCCUUUCGCUACAACGGGCUCAUUCACCGCAAGACUGUGGGCGUGGAGCCGGCGGCGGACGGCAAAGGGGUCGUGGUGGUCAUGAAGCGGAGAUCCGGCCAGCGAAAGCCGGCCACUUCUUACGUGCGGACCACCAUCAACAAGAAUGCCCGGGCCACCCUCAGCAGCAUCCGGCACAUGAUCCGAAAGAACAAGUACCGCCCGGAUUUGCGUAUGGCUGCCAUCCGCAGAGCCAGCGCCAUCCUGCGCAGCCAGAAGCCUGUGAUGGUGAAGAGGAAGCGGACCCGCCCCACCAAGAGCUCCUGAGCAAUCUGUCCCCUUCCCUAAUGCAAUAAAGCUGUCAGCUGACUU